AUGCGGGAGAGGCGGAGGCACCGUCGAGACGCGGGCAGGGGCAAGGGCGGCGCGGCGUGCGGCGCGGUGGGCAGGACUCGCAUGAGCGACAACUUCAUUCCCGUCCUUACCUGUGCGGCAGUGGACGUCACCAGAUCUGCCCGCAGCCCGCGGCUGCGCCGUGCCCUCGUCGUCGGCACGCCGCGCGCCACGGCGCAGCCCGCGGCCGCGAUCGAGCCGUGGGGGGGCCCGACGCCCGCGGGGGACGCCGCGCUCCUCCGUCCCGUGCUCGAGCGGGCGUCGGCCGCAGCUGCCGGCACGCUGCGCGCGCUGUGCGCCGAGCUGGGCGCGCCGCGGGGGGGGCGCAGCGGCCCCAGCGGCGGCGAUCAGGCGCGCCUGGCCAAAGAGGUCAAGGAGCUCAAGCAGCAGCUGGCGGUCGAGGAGGCUAAGGUCCAGGAGCUCGAGUCCAAGCCUCCGUCCGCGCUGGCCGCUCGUCAUCGUGUCGAGAACGCCUCGCGGAAGGUCGAGAAGCUCGAGGAGCAGCUCCUGCACUUCGAGGCGCAGAAGCAGGAUAUCCUCAAGGGGAUCGCCGAGACCUCCGAGCCCCUGGCCGAGGCGAGGAAUGACUUGGAGCACCGCGCGAAGAUGCUCCACAAGGUCAACUUCAAAGAUGUGGACGACCCAGUUACUGUCGGCAUGGCGGGCCUGGACCCGACGGCGGUCGACAACGAGGAGGGGGAGCAGGCGCUCGAGACCCUCAAGCGGCUGCAGCCUGAGGCCAAGGAGGCAGCGGAGCGCAAGGCAGCUGAGGGGGGAAGGGCUCCUGGCGGCGGGGCCCCUGCUGGCGCUGCUGGUGCUGGCGCAGGAGGCGCCGAUGGCGGUGGCCAGGCCUGGGCUCCGCAGCCGCCGUCAGCAGCCGACUUCGAGGGCUCUGACUUCCAUGCUGGGCUCGGGCGGGCCAUGGAGGGAGAGAACCCAGAGGCUGCUGUCGCGGAGUUCUUGGCGGGCAGCCCGUGCGGGGGGUCGGGCAGAGGGCGCCAUAUGUUCUUCGACUGGGGCGGCUCCCUGUUCCUCAGGAUCGGCAGGCGCGAGCUCGGCAGGCGGGCUGGCCAGGUGGGCCAGCCCGAGGGCGACGCUGCAGUUCAGGAGAGCCCGAAGCAGGGUGGAAACUGUUUGGUCUUUUUCGGGCUGAACGCGAAUGCGCGGAGCAGCUUCGAGGGCAUCCACGACUGGUACGUCGACCACGGCCACGGGAUGGCGAAGCAGCUCGUGGGCGUGGAUUUUCCGUCGCCUCAGGCCCCCGAGGUUGGCCGCGCGUCUUCUGCGGCGGACCGCGGCUCGACUUCGAGCUUCCUUCGAGUCGCGGGCUGGGGCGUGUCAGCCUAUGAUUACUCUGGUCGAGGGCCACCGAGUCCGUCACAGCCCGAGCCGCCUGUGGACGCGGCUCCGUGGAGAGUUGGUGGGCACGUGCUGUGGGAGUUCCCAGUUGUCGUCGAUUCGUUGUCCAACCUCCUUUUGUUGAACUUCCUGCGGCCAGCUCGCCACAAUCUCCAAUGGAGCUCGGUGCCCGAAGUCGGUCUGCAGAGGCUGGAGCUGUUCUCUCUGCCGCAGUUGGCGGCCGCUGGCGAGGCGCCGCUAGGGCUGCGCGCGGCGGGCCCGCUGCGGCGGGGCGAGCUGCUCUGCUUCUACCCAGGCCGGAUCUUCCACGCCUCCGAGGAGAGGCUCCCGCGGAGCGACAUGCUGUUCGGGAACGGCUACGAGGGAGUCUCCAUUGAUCCAGACGGCGAGGCCCGGCCGGCACCCGCGGCCGCCCCGGAGGACCCGCUGCUGAAGAGCUGGCCUUGUGAAUGUUCGCUACGAGGACUGCGCAGGCGACCUCAGGCACGGGAACUUGGUGCACCAGAAGGUGCGCGACCAGUCCGAGUUGCCGAAGGGGGGCAGCGCCGAAGCCACCGGAGAGGCAGGCCGGCAUCCGCUGGGCAGCAAGGCGCCUGCGCUUGA
Molecule: messenger RNA, 1980 nt
Organism: Prorocentrum cordatum
Lineage: Eukaryota; Dinophyceae; Prorocentrales; Prorocentraceae
Source: the annotation of a GenBank genome assembly